AUGAAGUAAUUUUCUUAUUGUAAGAAAUCUCUUCAAGUUUAACAGUAAAUAGUUUUCAAUAAGUAUUUUCAGAUUUGUUGAACUGAAAUAUUAUAUUUUUUUAUAUCUCUUCCUGUAAUAUAGAAAUUGUUUAUAUAGAAUUUGUAAAAAUAACUUCUAAAUGCAAGAAAAAGGUCAGAUAAUGACAAAACUAGUCAUUAUUCGACACUGAAGGUUCUUGGAAGGUUCCGUGAACAAAUUUAGGUAUCGGCUUCGUAAUGCGUUUACCGUCCCAAAAGUAAUUAUAAAGGUCUUAACAGCCUCAGUAAACGGGACAUGUCAUUAAAGAAACAUUCAAAUAGCCGUAUUUUCAAAAGGGAAAGAGACAUAAUUUAUUAGCCUUCAGUUUAUUAUCCAGUAAACUUAUGAAAUCUUACUACCUAAACCUGACAGUUUAACAAGUUUAAACAAGACAGUUUAAACAAAUUUCCUCAUUGUGGUAAUGUACAGCGUAUUAAAAAAAAAUAUUUAUUAAAAAUUUAUGUAGAAAAAUUUAUGUAAACAUAAAAUUAUGUGAGAAAAGUUUAUGUAAACAUACAUAUGUCCUAGAAAGUAGCUUUAGUAAGAUAUGUGUACGUUGAUGAACUUGUAUUCAACUUUUUACCCAAUGUUUUUAAAUAUUAAAAUCCAUCUAUAUAUUUCUAUAUCUUCCCUAUAAAAAAAAUAUAUCAUACAGAAUGAAAGUUCAACAUUAAACAUUGAAUGUCGAAAGAGUUGAAGACCUGCCGUUUUGCGAUAUAAGAGUGCUUCUUCAGCAAAUCAUUGGUCGGACAAUGAAUUCUGAAUGCAAUCAUUCUCGCGGGUCAUCAAACCUUUCUGUAUACGAAAGGCUUCAGAUUUCCAUUUCUGUCCAAUUUUAAAAUUAGAAUUUAAUAUAUAACAUACAAAAAUAUUUUCGACAUUUAUUAAUAAAAAAUUAAUUAUUCAUGAACGCUGUAAUUUUACAUUGAAAUAAUUUUAGCUAUGUCUUAUUAAGUAGUGGGAAAAUAUUAUUAAUAAAUAAUUCUUAUUUUCAGAUAGGAUUUAAAGGAUAUGGUUUAAGCCCUGAGAAAGUGGAUGCUGUUGGUAUGUUUGAAUAUGGAGGAAAGGAUUACAAAUUAAGACAUGGUUCAGUGGUCAUAGCUGCAAUUACUAGUUGUACUAAUACUAGCAACCCUAGUGUAAUGCUUGGAGCAGGUCUUCUUGCGAAGAACGCUGUUGAAGCUGGUUUGUGUGUAGCACCUUAUAUUAAAACAUCACUAUCUCCAGGAUCUGGAGUUGUUACUUAUUACCUAGAAGAAAGCGGUGUCAUUCCAUAUUUAACAAAAUUAGGAUUCGAUGUCGUUGGUUAUGGAUGUAUGACUUGUAUUGGUAAUAGUGGUCCUCUUCCAGAUAUUAUUGCCGAGACCAUUGAAAAGAACGAUCUUAUUUGCUGUGGCGUAUUGUCUGGCAAUCGAAAUUUCGAAGGCAGAAUUCAUCCGCACACGCGAGCAAAUUAUCUAGCGUCACCGCUUUUGGUAAUUGCAUACGCCAUUGCUGGAACGGUAGACAUAGAUUUUGAAAAAGAACCGCUUGGUCGUCGUUCGGAUGGCACUCCGAUAUACCUUCAAGAUAUUUGGCCCACUAGAUCAGAAAUUCAAGCCGUUGAGCAAAAAUUUGUAAUUCCAGCAAUGUUUACAGAAGUUUACAGCAAAAUUGAGAAAGGUAGCCCCAGCUGGGCAAAUUUGGCUGCUCCAAAUACUACAUUAUAUCCAUGGGACGCAAAUUCCACUUAUAUAAAGAAUCCACCAUACUUUGACGAUUUGGAAAAGCAAUUACCAAAAUUAAAACCAGUCACCAAAGCACGUGUUCUUCUGAAUCUUGGUGAUUCCGUUACGACAGAUCAUAUUAGUCCAGCUGGCAGUAUUGCGCGUAAUUCCCCGGCGGCACGAUACCUUGCAAACCGCGGAUUGACACCAAAAGAAUUCAAUUCUUACGGUGCACGAAGAGGUAAUGAUGCUGUAAUGGUACGAGGCACGUUCGCUAAUAUUCGUUUAAUGAAUAAAUUCCUCACAAAACCUGGACCACGUACAAUUUACAUUCCUACUAAGGAAGAGAUGGACGUUUUUGAUGCAGCUGAAAAAUACGCGAAGGAUCAAACACCUUUAAUAAUCCUCGUCGGCAAAGAAUACGGAUCUGGAUCAUCAAGAGAUUGGGCUGCGAAAGGGCCGUAUCUUCUUGGAAUUCGAGCGGUUAUAGCCGAGUCGUAUGAGAGAAUACACAGGUCAAAUUUGGUAGGUAUGGGUAUUAUACCUUUAGAGUACCUACCUGGGCAAACUGCAGAGUCUCUAGGACUGACCGGUUAUGAAGCGUACGAUAUAGCAAUCCCUGAAAAUUGCCAACCUGGUCAAAAUCUUACUGUCACUACGGACGAUGGUAAAAAAUUCGAAGUGAUACUGCGAUUUGAUACUGAAGUUGAUUUAACAUAUUAUAAACAUGGUGGUAUCCUAAACUACAUGAUCAGAAAAAUGCUUUGA
Heterotrigona itama is the source of this 2534-nucleotide messenger RNA. The record is from the annotation of a GenBank genome assembly. NCBI's taxonomy places the organism in Eukaryota, Metazoa, Arthropoda, Insecta, Hymenoptera, Apidae.